Molecule: messenger RNA, 1789 nt
Organism: Phodopus roborovskii (desert hamster)
Lineage: Eukaryota; Metazoa; Chordata; Mammalia; Rodentia; Cricetidae
Gene: Tnfrsf8
Product: TNF receptor superfamily member 8
Exons: 14
Coding region: 1-1629 (542 amino acids)
Biological process (GO): signal transduction
Molecular function (GO): protein binding; transmembrane signaling receptor activity
Source: RefSeq, a predicted model, not a curated record
AUGAGCGCCCUCCGUGCCACAAUGGGAUUGCUGUUCCUGGGGAUGCUUCGAGCCUUCCCAAAGGCAAAGGCCAGAGCCCAGCUGCCCUGUCGCGCCCCCUCCACCAACCCCUUAAAGGACACUGGGAUUGACCAGCUGUCUGGGCCCAUCUCCACUGACAGUGGUGGGCCCUACAGUUCAGAGGUUUCUCUGACCCUCCAGGAUCGACUACUCAAGACCACGUGUGCUGGAGACCCCAGUUACUACCCUGGGGAGGCUGCUGGGAGCUGCUGUCACCGUUGCCCCUCAGGGUUGUCUCCAACACAGCCGUGCCCACAGGGUCCCGCCCACUGCAGAAAGCAAUGCGAUCUCGACCACUAUGUGAACGAAGAUGGGCACUGCACAGCCUGUGUGACCUGUUUGGAAGGUCUCGUGGAGAAGGCUCCAUGUUCCAGGAACUCUUCUCGAGUCUGUGAGUGUCAGCCUGGCACGUACUGUAAGACACCAGCUGUCAAUUCUUGUGCCCGAUGUUCCUUACACUCCCAAUGUUCUGAGGGCAAGGUUGUCAAGUUCCCAGGCACAGCAGAGAAGGACACCGUCUGUGAACUGCCUUCCCCGGGAUCUGGCCCUGAUUGCUCCAAUCCAGAUGACUGCAAGACACUUACUAGCUAUGCUCAAGCCACACCUACUCUAAAGUUCUCAGCCACUGAAAGUAAGCGGAGCUUGAUGACAAGAGGGGGCACCGACCUUGUCCAGGAAGAUGCUGCUGGGCUGUCGAAGGUUCCAGAGGCUCCCUCUUUCCAUGCAGCGGAGCCGGAUCCAGACCCAGGUACUGCAGAGAUGAAUAUGACCUUGAAGCUGCCGUCUCCAGAGACCCUCCCUGACUUCAGCACCUCAGAAAACAUGGAGGAGCCUGCCAGUACUGCCUCCACCCUGAGCCUCCUGGUGGAUGCCCAGACCAGCAGCAGGGUGCUGCAGCCCAGCUCUCCCUUGUCCACAGGAACACCAUUUCUGGAUCCAGGGCCUCUGCUCUUCUGGGUAGCCAUGGUGAUGCUGCUGCUUGGCUCCAGUUCCUUCUUCCUGUGUUACUGGAAGACCUGCAGGAGGCGGAUCCAUCAGAAGUUCCACCUGGACUCCCUAGCCCAGACCUUCCAGCCGAAGACGGAGCAGGUGGAUUUCAGACCUACUGAAAAACCAACUCAGCUGAAGAGAAGUGUAUCAGUGACAGAUCCCAGCACAGGAUACAAGCCUGUGAGCCCUCCAGCUGUGGAGACUUGUACCAGCCUUGGGGCAGCCUGCCUGGAGAGCCAACCACUGCUGGAUGACAGCACAGCUGGGAAUCCUUUGACCCCCAGGGAACCUCCAGAGCCCCGGGUCUCCACGGAACACACGAAUAACAGGAUUGAGAAGAUCUACAUCAUGAAGGCUGACACGGUGAUAGUGGGCUCUGUAAAGACAGAAGUCCCUGAGGGCCGGGUUCCAGCAGGGUCUGCAGAGCCUGAGUGGGAAGCUGAAUUGGAAGUGGACCAUGCCCCUCAUUACCCGGAGCAGGAGACAGAACCACCUCUGGCCAGCUGCACUGAGGUCACGUUCUCAGUGGAGGAAGGAGGAAAAGAGGCCCACGGGCCCACGACUGUGUCUGAGAAGUGAUGCCCAGUGUUAGCUGGGGCUAGAGGGCAGCUGAGUGUACCCUAGAGAUCAGGUUAGCUCCAAGCUGGGAAGCCCCAGCUUCCAGUGGUAGCCCAGAAUGAAGCCUCCAGCUGCUGCCAAGAGCACUGGCUCCUGUACCCCAGGAGUGGGCACUAGCUGU